AGAUAGUGGACUCGUCCUAACACUGCCAUGUUGGAUGGAACUGGCUCCGGGCUCUCUAGCGGCCGGACUUCCCAGGAAAGUUUUUGCCGUUUUACGACUUCGCUCGGUCGCUGCAAAUUUGACCUUAUUUUAAAGGGGUGCGGGACAUUGCACGGCAUUCCCGAACGGCAUACAUUUUUUUGGCACCCCAGUCUUGCAGAGCCCCGGGAUAAACCGAACCGGUGUAAGGGGGUCGGAGGAAGGCCACGGAUGACCGAGGGAUUGUUUAUGUAUCUUUUUGGAUCUCGUAUAACGAGUUAGAGUCGGUGCAUACUUUAUACAUUGAUCCCCAAUAAUGAGUGGACAUCCGCCGCAACGGCGGCAAACGAAUGUCGGUUCGAUACUACUGACACAGCAGGAAAAUGAAUGCCUUUUCAACCACCUUGGCAGGAAAUGCAUCACGUUGUCUUCAGCAGUGGUCCAGGUGUUCACAGCAGAUAGGAACUCCAGCUGGAACAAGAGAUGCUGCGGGGUGGCCUGUCUGGUCAAAGACAAUCCCCAACGAUCUUACUACAUCAGGGUCUUUGACAUCAGGGACGGUAAGAUGAUGUUUGAACAGGAGCUGUAUAACAACUUCAGCGUCUACUUGCCCAAAUCCUACUUCAUCACAUUUGCUGGAGAUACAUGCCAAGUGGGUCUGAACUUUGCCAGUGAGGAGGAGACCAAGCGUUUCCACGGCCAUGUGACAGAUCUAAUGGGGAAAAGACAGAGGAAAACCGAGAAGAGGCGCGACCCUCCAAAUGGUCCUACGUUGCCCAUGGCCACCGUAGACAUCAAAAACCCGGAGAUCAACAGUGUUCAGCGUUACCAUAACCACUCUCAGGUGAACAACAUUGUGCACUCCUCCUUUCCCAAGAGGGAGAAAAAGGGCAAAGGGAAAAGGAAGAGGUUGACCAAGGCAGACAUUGGCACACCGAGCAACUUCCAGCACAUUGGGCACGUAGGAUGGGAUCCAAACACAGGCUUUGAUUUGAAUAACUUGGACCCAGAGCUAAAGAACCUGUUUGAUAUGUGUGGCAUCUCCGAGGCUCAGCUGAAGGACAAGGAGACCUCUAAGGUCAUCUACGACUUCAUUGAAAAGAAAGGAGGCGUAGAAGCUGUUAAAAAUGAGCUACGGAGACAAGGUCCGCCAAGGUGGAGUGCUCCUCCACCCCCUCCAUCCAGAGGUGGCCCGCCUCCCCCACCCCCACACCACAGCUCAGCCCCCCCUCCGCCCCCUCCUGCCCGGGGGCGAGGUGCCCCACCGCCUCCUCCCCCUUCCAGAGCUCCCAUCUCUGCACCCCCACCUCCCCCUCCAUCUCGGCCAGGCAUUUCUGCCCCACCGCCUCCCCCUCCAAGCCGAGGCUUUCUCCCGCCUCCCCCUCCACCAGCUCAUGCCUCAAUUCCUGUGGCGCCUCCCCCGCCGCCUCCUCCCCCCUCAUCCUCAACUCCAUCCAGUACCGGAGCGCCGCCUCCUCCCCCUCCUCCUCCCCCACCUCCCGGCCCUCCACCCCCUGCUCCUCCGCUGUCCACGGAGGCUAACGGAGGGGACAGCAGUCUGCACUCACCCGGGAACAAGUCGGCAUUGCUGAGUCAGAUCAGAGAAGGCACCCAGCUGAAGAAGGUGGAGCAAAAAGAGAGGCCAGUGUCUAGCACCGGCAGAGACGCACUUCUGGACCAAAUCCGGCAAGGAGUCCAACUUAAACCGAGAGAUGAAAAUAAUGAUUCGGCUCCUUCAACCCCGGCCCCCUCAGCAGGCAUCGUAGGGGCCCUGAUGGAAGUGAUGCAGAAAAGGAGCAAGGCUAUUCACUCUUCAGAUGAGGACGAUGACGAUGAAGAUGAUGAGGACUUUGAGGAUGAUGAUGAAUGGGACGACUAGCAAUUUUUUUUUUCUUUCUUUUUUUUUUCUCCCCUUCCCAACCCCUGGAUGAUUAUGACACUAAAAAUUGUUCUUGUCUUUCUAAAAGGAUAUCUUUAAUUUCAAAAUUAUAAAUGUAAAUGUUCUAUCAAUUUGCUGUAUAUUUUUGUUGCCUUUAUGCUUUUUUAUUAAUCUGUGCAAUACCUCAUUUAAUCUGUAAAUGUUUUGUCAUUCUCAUAUUUUAGGUUGUUAUUUCUUUAUCUUCAACAUGUCUGUCUGUGUUCCUGUUGCCUCCAUCUCUGUCUCUUGAUAGUAAUGUCUCAUCGGUCAUUUUAACUAUGUUCUGCUUUUUUCCAUCUUUCUGUAUCUCUUUUCCCGACUCCCAUGUUCCCAACUCUUUGACGUUUAUCACCUCCAUCUGUCACCCAGCAUCCCAUCACACAAUCUCCAGAUUAACGUGCAAUUUUACAUCAAGUUGUCCUUUUUUUUUCUUCGUCUUCUUUUUUUCUUUUGGUCAUGGAUUGAAGGGAGGGCUUACAAAACAAAUUGCGAGAUAUCCUUCAUCAAUCAUGUCAUCAUUGUUCUUCAGGAGGAAAAAAAAAUUGAACUAUUUUCAUACCCUAUUGCUCUGUAGUUUAUUUUUACUUAUUCAAACAAUCCUAGUUUAGCACUCAUAUUUUCUUAAAACAAAGAAGAAAAAAAAGAAUAUGCUCUUUUUUGGAAUAUUUAGCUUCAUUUGCUGUCGACUGUAAAUUUGCUCCAGAGUUUGAGUCUUGUUAUAUUUUUGCACAGAUUGAAAGAGGAGACUCGCUGCAUCAAUACAGGACAGUUUCAGGUCUGUAUCAUUAUGGAACAUACAUAUGCUUUAAAUACUGAGGCACAAUACACUUGGACAUUAAACAUCUUUAACCGUUAACGCACCAUACCACAUACGGUAAACACAUGGAGGUAGCCCACAGUGUUAUGGCUGGCUAUCUGUUGUGAAUUUUAGUUCUUUUUUUUGUCACUGUCACACUACAGAUAGAGUGGAAUUUUUUUUUUUUUUUUUUUACAGUAGCAAGCAGAGUAUCAAUAAAUGCCUGUUGGUUGGAAUCUGGUCAUUCACCACGUAAAGCUUGAGGAAUAAAGACAUUUUAGUUUUACAUACCUGAUGCUUAUAAUGGGUCCAUAUGCUAAGUUACUGUACAGAAACAGCAGGACUAAAGUAGUGUUCUCCCUGUUCUCGACACUAAGUGCUGACACAGUUAACAUUAGAUUAAUGGCAUUAUUCAAACAAGUAUCAAUAUUGUCUUGACUAACUAUUACAUCAUGAGGUGUAACAUAAGAAGCGCUUAUAUAAAAACUCAGACAGUGGUCAGUUAUUCCCUGCAAAGACCAAAUAAUAAGAUGUCAACGUGUUUUAUUCACAUAAAUAAUGUGCUUUGUUUAUAGGUGGAUUUCCCACAGAGGAUACUACCGAUAAUGCUAGAUUGUUUCAUCAGUCACAAGAAAGGAUUUUAAAAAAUCAUGAUUGACAACUGCUCUGGGACUACAAAUUGGCCCGGUGUGUUAAACCCAUCCAGCCAGGCUCAAAAUGGGCUAAAAGUUAGAGAAAGUAACAUUUGUAGAUGCUAUUUCAGCAGCUCUUUACAUUAUGGCCUAAUGUGGAGACUUUCACAUUGCUUGCUAACCAACCAGAGUAGAUUUGCGUCUCUCUUUAAAGUAAGAGUGUGUAACUUUUGUGAAACAGCAGCUUCUGAGGCCACACGUGACAAUGGGAAAGUGCUAAAUGCUAAAAUCUGCUGUAACUGUAGCAAACAUGGAGAGGUAUGAAUACUGUCUGUCAUAAAGCAACAUCUAUUUAGAGUUUCCAAACAUUAUCCAGCAUAUGCUAACUGGUCAUACCAGACCAAGAAAGGCUGUAGCAGCAACACCUCUGAGUGAAUAGAAAUAAACAAGGGUGAGUUUUAUUGCUAAUGAAUUCAACUUUUCAUAUGUACGAGGAAUAAUGUAUUAUUUCUUCUUUCAAAAGUUGUGUAGAGUUGCUUUAAAUCUCCGCAUCGAAGGGCAACAGAGGCAUGGCAGCCAUGUUAGCGCUACAGUAGUCUCUAUGUUUCGCUGCUUCGUGUGCUCUUUGGUUCAUCUAAAGUUGUGCAGAUACUAAAUUUCGGUCAGUCGUUCAACCAGACUAAUGGUUUGUGUCUAUUCUAGAACCUGUUAAUCCGAGGCUUUGUUUCCCAGAAGCAUUGGUAUUAAAUUAGCACUACAGUAGGUCAUGGUUUUUAAUGUGACGUUAAUUAACAGAGUAGUCCUUCAAAUAUCCUCAAGAACAUUUUGUAACAACACUACCAUUUUCGUCAAGAAAAUGAGCUGCGUAGCACUCUGCAGCUAGGCCUGAAAAUUAUACAUGGGGAAAAAAAAGAACAUGCUAACAAGCAGCAUGCUCAUACUGCUAAGAUAUUUUUCGGGUUGUUGAAGAGCCAAUAACUGAAACUUUACCUACAAUGUGACAAAUAUCCAGAAAAGAAAAAUGACGGAAUUAUAUGUUGAAAUGUCUCUCAACUCCUUUUUUGUAGUGUUUUUUUUUCUCUGUUUUCCCAUGAGCGAAAAGAGGAAUGUUGGUGUCCUCUUUACAUUCUGUCUUUGAGGGACAAAUUACCACUUGUUUGAUGUGAGAACUGACCUCUUCUGUCAAAUAUCGAGAUGCUUCUUGGGGAAAAAAACCUAGCCAUGUUUUCGCUGAUGUUAGCUUCUGUAGGUAACUCGGUUAAUACGAUGUCAUGGACGCCGAGCCUUAUCAAGCAGGCUGGACAAAUAAAGAACUCUACAUUGUACACUCCAAUAAAAGGUUGAUAUUUAAAUACUUUGGUAUUUGGGCUUCUUUUACAUUGAGACAGCUGACAUUUUUGUGCUUAGGGUUUAGAAGUGUUACCUUUUCCUGUCUAACUUGAUUAGAUGAUUAGCAUUUACAGUGUAUUAAUUAUUGAGGCAUCAUGGAUUUGAUCUUAGCUGACAAAAGAACAUGAUGCUUUAUUCACACAGACAUUGUUGCACUUGCGUGUAAGA
Xiphias gladius (swordfish) is the source of this 4921-nucleotide messenger RNA. RefSeq names its product WASP like actin nucleation promoting factor b (gene waslb). Gene Ontology annotation, biological process: regulation of Rho protein signal transduction; actin filament organization. The coding region runs from base 335 to 1897 and encodes 520 amino acids. Gene Ontology annotation, molecular function: actin binding; microtubule binding; small GTPase binding. NCBI's taxonomy places the organism in Eukaryota, Metazoa, Chordata, Actinopteri, Istiophoriformes, Xiphiidae. Gene Ontology annotation, cellular component: cytoplasm; plasma membrane. The record is from RefSeq and is a predicted model, not a curated record. The transcript has 12 exons.